Phytophthora sojae is the source of this 2910-nucleotide messenger RNA. RefSeq lists its product as hypothetical. The record is from RefSeq and is a predicted model, not a curated record. Lineage: Eukaryota; Oomycota; Peronosporomycetes; Peronosporales; Peronosporaceae. The transcript has a single exon. Bases 1 to 2910 code for a protein of 969 amino acids.
AUGAAGUUCCCGCUGCCCAAGAACAUCUUCCCGCCGCUCGAGCUCUCGGAGGGCCAGGAGCAGGGCUACGAGCAGCUCGCAAACGCGCUCAUCAAGGCCACGCUCACUGAGUAUGACCAGUUCGUCAUGCACGACCGUAAGCGCGUGGACGCCCGCAGGUGGAAGGCCAUCCGCACGCGCGACGGCGUCUCCAUCUACCGCGAGCGCGACGUGGACGGUGUGCGCCGGCCGGCCCCGGCAACCCUCGCGCUCUACCAGAGCGCCAUCUCCACGACCAGGCCCAGUCAGAACGCGCGCGCAUCAGGCGGUGGCCCCCACGUGAGCUCCGAUCUCUCGGACAGCAGGAACCACACAAUCUCCAUUAACGGCCCGCUCCACUUCGGGCCGCCUAUGACGCCCAAGAAGAGCAAGUCGUCCUCGGACACGGACUACAGUCGGGACACCAGCCGCAACGACAGCUACAGCAGCGGCGGCUUGCCGUCCGAGCCGCGUAUCACCACGGGCGCCUUCUCCAGCACCGACAACGAGAGUGCGGGCCUGCCGCGCCUUCUAGCGGUCGGUACACUGCGCGGCUCGCUGGACGACGUCAUGUACGGCGUCGUGUCGCCCAACGCCUCGUCCGUUCGCCUGCGCAGCUCCUACCUGGGGGAGCACAUCGCCGACUGCGCCGUUCUGCGGGAGAUGAAGAGUCCGUCGCCCUCGGACCCGUUCCGCUUCCUCGGCAUCAAGUGGUUCGUCCGCGCCAAGCACCGUGGCGCCGCUCGCAUCGUGCUGCCUCGUGACUUCGUCGUGCUCGAGUUCUCCGGUGUCAUGAUGCGUCCUGACAACUCCCGCGUGGGCUUCCACCUCAUGCACUCGGUCGAGAUCCCGACGUGCCGCGAGCUGCACGAGCACCGCAUCUUGCGCGCCAAGCUGUCGAGCUGCUACAUCUUCGAGGAGACGCGCAACAACCGCGUGCAGGUCUUCAUGACAGCCUCCGUGGAGCCAAACGGACACGUGCUCAACCGCAUGGCGCUUCGCUCGGCCGCCACGGCGCUCAGCAACUGCUGGAAGUCGGUGAGCUGCGCGCACAACAAGAAGCUCGCGUUUUGUCUGCAGAACGAGCGGCCGUCGGCCAUGGGGCUCAGCUCCAUUGCGUCGACACGAGGUGGCCACUCCCUGGGCGGCACCGUCAUCAGGUCGUCCCGAGGCGGACUGUCGGCGUUGACGCCGGUGAACGAGUCCAUUGUGCGCGAGUCGAUCGCGCCCGAGCCCGUAUCUCAGCGCAGCAACUACAGCUCGACGGUGCAUCGUCGCCAGUGCGGCGUCUGCCGCGGUAAGCUCGGGGUGCUCUCUAAGUCGAUUCUGUGCCAACUGUGCUGCGAGCAGAUCUGCAGCCGCUGCCGCAUCGUGCGCAAGCUCAGCAGCGACACCCUCAACUCGCAGGUCACGCAGUCGUCCAUCAACUUUUGCAAGAAGUGCGUGGCCAGCGUGAACGACGAGAGCGCGCUUGAAAUCGCUCGCCAGGAGCUCUGGGUCCGCUCUCGUGGCCGUACGCGCGCGUCGUCCGCCAUGUCCAGGACGAACGCGAGGAACAGUUUCUCGUCGGAAAGGAACACGUACGCCACUGUGGUGCUUGGCCGCGGCAGUGAGAUGAACAGCAGAGGUAGCACAGCGACCAGCAGUCUCGGCCUCAGCCGUGGACCCAGCAGCUACAGUCAGCCGAGCAGCUUCAGUCAAAGUCGCGGCCCCCAGCAGGAGGAGUCCUCUCUAGGAUUCUCGGUCGGCCCUCGCCCGUCGACAUCAACGCAGUCGUCGACACCGCUGCAGCGGCCCAGCUCAGGAGGACGUCUGUCCAAGAACUUUUCGCUCAACACCUUCAGCUUGAGCGCUGGCCCGUUGUUGGGCAACAGAGUCGCGAACGACGCGCUAUCGCUCUCUGACCUGGACAACAACAAAGGUGUCACUAACGUUGGGACGGAGAAGACUGAGGCAGAGGAGCCCGUGGUGCUGGACCACCGCAUGACCAUGACCAUCCGCAGUCUACGCCACCUCGACUAUGUCUUGUCGGUUGGCGAGCAGGACCUGGUGGACGAGCUCGAGAACGAGGACACCGAGGAGGAAUUUGGUGGCUUUGAAAGCGCCGAUGAAGACGAGGGACGAUCAAGCUACGCGUCUUCCGUGGCCGUGCUGGACGACAACUACGAGGCGUGCGAGACGCCGAUGAGCAAUGAGCCACAGUCUCAGCGUGAGGCCCCCAUCGUCGAAGGAGAAGAAGACGAGGAGGUGGGCGAGGAGGACAAUGAGGAGCCUGAACAGAAGGAGGAACAAGAGCUGCAGCAGGCGGAGAAGGAGACCGAGGUUCAGGAUCAGUCGAGUGAAUCAGUACAUGAAGAGCAGGAGCCUGAGGAAGAGGAGGAAGGCAGCGAGCAGACCCAAGUCGAGGCCCAAAAGCCCGAGCAGACGGAGAGCACGACAGUAGCGAUGGCAAUGUCCGUGCACGGGGAUUUCAUCCACGCGGAUGCGGCCAUGGCCGAGGAGGUGGAAGUGGUGGAGGCUGCUCCUAUCGCCGAGGUGCACGCUAUGAUGCUGAACCAGUACGAGUUGCAGAAGAACGCCAAGCCCGACGCUGUCGAUGAGCAGGAGCCGAAGCAGCGCCUGCAACGCGCGCACACGACGGUCCCGUCCUCGGACAAAUCCAACUACCAGAACCAGCUCCUCCAGCAGAUGCAGGACCUGCACAACGUCGCCGAGACGACGUACCAAGUGGCCCGGGCCAAUACUGAGGCGGCCUUCAAGGAGCGCGACAGCGGCCGCAUCUCCAACGGCACCGGCAGUCUACGAGGCGUGCGAACGUACUCGCAGCCCUUCGCCUUCAACGUGGUGGGUCUGCGCUCGACGCGCGCAAUGACCGUCGGCAUCGACAAGUAA